This is a messenger RNA of Alnus glutinosa, 1209 nucleotides long. RefSeq lists its product as uncharacterized. NCBI's taxonomy places the organism in Eukaryota, Viridiplantae, Streptophyta, Magnoliopsida, Fagales, Betulaceae. The record is from RefSeq and is a predicted model, not a curated record. The transcript has 7 exons. The coding region runs from base 1 to 1209 and encodes 402 amino acids.
AUGCCGGCUAUGCGGUCGGGACAGCUGUCGGCACCGGCUGGGGGCCAGGGCCCGGGACCUGGGGAGAGCCAGAUGCAUGUUUAUGGACAGAGCCAGUUGCCGCUUCCUGGGGAGAGUCAGGACCCAGAUGUGGGGGAGAGCCAGCUGCCCCGCGAGGGGGAUGAUGUGAUGUUGGGGCUUGAUCAGUUAGCACAUGAUGUCCCCCAGGAUAUGCCUUCGGAUGACGAUCAUGAUGAUGAGCAUCACCCAGAAGAUCAGGCAGGCGAGGAGCAUGCUGGUGACCCAGCGACCGAGCACAUAGCGUUCGACCAGAUUCGGCUGAUGGGGUAUAACCCAGACGGGAGCAUAUAUUUUGAGGUGAUUAAGGACCCUGAGAGAAAUUGGGUGCUCCCGAGGGGUAAGAAAGUUGUGUUGCAGUACAAUGCUGCAACACAACCAGUGGGACGAGCAUGCAAUCGUUAUAGACGGGCUGCAGGCAAGCUGUUACGGAGCGGGUCUCAUAUUCACUUGCGGGACAAAUGGGGAAAGGUAGAUAAACAGGUUAAGCAGGCUAUGUGGGAUGCCAUAAUGCAAGAAUUUUAUGUACCCGUAUCCGUCGACCAGCGCCUGGCACAGAAUGAAUUCUGGGGUGAUAUGGGCCGUAAGCACCGUUCGUGGAAGUCGAAGUUGAGGACCCAGCUAAAUAUUCGAGAUGGUGACACGCCAUUGACAAUACGUGCGAGAAUGCCAGAGACGUUUUUUGAUAAGUAUGACCGAACGGAUGUGGAGGACGUACUGCACGAGUGGUGCACAAAAGUAAAUGUGGAGAGGUCUGAACGAAUGAAGCGGCUGCGGGAGCAGCAAGACAUCCCCCAUAGUCUGGGGUCCAAAAGUUAUGCCAGAUUUAAUCACGAUGAGGCAUCUAUAUCUGGCACGCCCCCCACUCGCGCCGAGUCGUUUGUGAAGACGCACACAAGGAAAGACGGCACUUACCUGAACGAGCGGACACGGGACCUAUGCAUAUGCUACUGUUAUAGGAACGCGAACGGUCCAGCUCAUCAGCUCGCCAAGCUGGCUAUUACCAAUGUUAUAUCUCAAAUUUGGGUUGAUUACCAUCCUGAAUGUAUUGCAUCAAUUGUACUUGCAGAGCAAACGACUCCAAGCGUUGAGUCUAUGCAUCGAGAUAAACUUUCAAUUCCCAAGCGGACGGCUUCUUUAUUUCCAAAGUAG